This is a messenger RNA of Heterostelium album PN500, 1140 nucleotides long. It is a transcript of the gene CSN5, whose product is annotated as Mov34/MPN/PAD-1 family protein. The record is from RefSeq and is a predicted model, not a curated record. Gene Ontology annotation, molecular function: deNEDDylase activity; metallopeptidase activity; protein binding. Bases 1 to 1140 code for a protein of 379 amino acids. Lineage: Eukaryota; Evosea; Eumycetozoa; Acytosteliales; Acytosteliaceae. The transcript is spliced from 9 exons. Gene Ontology annotation, cellular component: COP9 signalosome; cytoplasm. Gene Ontology annotation, biological process: protein deneddylation.
AUGUCACAAUCAGCAACAGACGCACUCAAGAGAUUCGAGGUUGAAAACAACAUUCAAUCUGUUGAACAUGACUCUAUCUUUAAAUACGAUCCAUCACAAUAUCAAGAUUUCUUAAAAGCAAAACCAUGGGCAAAAGAUCCACAUUAUUUCAAGAGUGUAAAGAUUUCAGCUAUUGCAUUGUUAAAGAUGGUUAUGCACGCUAGAUCCGGUGGAAAGUUAGAGGUUAUGGGUCUUUUGAUGGGAAAGGUUGAGGCACACACCAUGAUUAUCAUGGACUCUUUUGCUUUGCCAGUCGAAGGUACAGAGACAAGAGUCAAUGCACAGGCAGAAGCAUACGAAUACAUGGUCGAGUAUCUCGAUCUCAUCAAGAAGACCGGUCGUCUUGAGAAUGCCCUCGGUUGGUAUCACUCUCAUCCGGGUUAUGGUUGUUGGUUGUCCGGUAUCGACGUUAGCACUCAAAUGGUUAAUCAACAAUACAGUGAACCAUGGUUGGGUAUUGUUAUUGAUCCAACACGUACUAUCUCUGCAGGUAAAGUCGAGAUUGGUGCAUUCAGAACAUAUCCACAAGGAUACAAGCCACCCAAUGAAGGUCCAUCCGAGUACCAAACUAUUCCAAUCUCAAAGAUUGAGGAUUUCGGUGUACAUUGUAAACAAUACUACCCACUCGAAAUCUCAUACUUCAAAUCAUCUUUAGACUCACAGUUGUUGGAUAAACUAUGGAAUAAAUAUUGGGUCAACACAUUAUCGUCAUCACCAAUAUUCGCUAAUCGUGAUUAUAUUACUGGUCAAAUCGGUGAUCUCAGUGAGAAACUAGAGCAAGCCGAGUCACAAGUAUCCAACUCCAAGUCACUUCUUUUCCACGAUAAGAAGAAAGAAGAAAGUCAACUCGAUAGAAUUACAAGAGACAGCUCAAAGGUAACAAUUGAACAACUUCAAGUUGUUGGUGAUGAACAUGAACAUGAACAUGAACAUGCUGAACAUGAACAUUUCAGUUUCAUCGAUGUGGUCAACGAAAGUGGUCAUUAUCAUAUCAAAAAUUCUCGAGUCGUCUUAAAAAAAGGAUGGCUAUUCGGAAAGCUAACGGGACUAAUCGUUGAACCUUUACAUCAACAAAUCAUCGUCAACUACAAAACAAAUUAA